AUGAUUCGGGAUGCGGAGUUUUGGAUGGAGGCGCGGCGCAAGCACAGCGGGGGAGAUGCCAUAUUCACCGCCAUGCUCCCGAUGCUUCACGCCCGGCAGAUUGUUCUUGACUCUGGUAUAGAGGUAGAUGAAAAUGAAAUUGGCCGUGAAGACUCCGCCAUUUUUUCCUUCCCCAGCAAAUUUGUCAGGAAGGAGCCAUUUGAAGAUAAUAAAGUCAUACAUCUUCCAAAAUCAAACGCUUCGGGUAAAAAGGUUUCCUCAUUAGUCCUACGCGUCCUGCAGCAGAUCAUGAUGUUUGCAGUUCCUCUCUAUUCACUGCAGUACAACAUUCCCGCCAUGUCGAUGAGUUGGCGAACGAGCUGCGUUGUGGAUAGAACUACGAAACAACUUAUAACAUUUGGGGCUGGUGAUGGCGUGAAGGUGCCAAAACAACUCCUUUGCCGAGGCUGUGUUGCCACCGAUGAAUUUUUUGCCAUUUUGACUGAUCAAGGAGAGGUGUGGGUGUCAGGUGGCUUAAGUGUCUUGUCAUUGGAAAACGGAAAGUGGACGGCAGGGCCUCUUGGAAAGGCCGAAAGCUUGUCAACUGUUGCAGAGAAGGCACUUUUGAUAGUGGGGCACGGAACACGUCUUGCAUGUGUGACGCGGGCAUUUGUUGUGCGGCCACUCUCCAUUUUGUCAAACCCCGUGAAGUCUGUUAUACCUUCUCGUCAUGUACGUUUUUUGGAUUUGGGAUACGGGGAAGAUUAUUACAUGGUUGGAAUAGACUCUGUGCUUUACAAAACGCUUGCGUCUAAACGAACGCUUGGGACCCCACGUCGAGUUAUGGCAUUAAGUCGAACGCCGGUUUCUCGUGUGUCGUGUGGAAUGGGGUUUUGUCUAAUUAUCGAUCAAAACGGCCAUUUGUACACGCUGGGAAGAAAUAAAAAGGGCCAAUUAGGUAAUGGGCAACAGCAGAAUGCACGUCGCAAGCCGUAUCUUCAAAAGUCUCUUUGCCAUCACUUCUUUGUGAUGGUUGCAGCAGGGGAUGCGCAUUCGUUAGCCCUCACGAGUAGUGGAGUUGUUUAUGCUGCAGGCAGCAACGAAAAUGGUCAGCUGGGACUGGGAAAGUCCGUAGAUACGAUGUUGUAUUUUACUCCAAUUUCAUUGCCAAGCAAAUGUGUAGGAAUCGCGGCGGGACCGGCGGGUAGUAUGUUUGCAUGUGAAGAUGGUCGCGUAUAUGUUUGUGGCCUGAAUGAUCAAAAGCAGCUUGGCCUGGAUACAUCGGCUCGGAUUGUUUAUACCCCCUCUUUUAUUCCGGUGAUAGCGACAGGUGUGGAGGCGUACACGAUGGAUUUUGGUGCCUAUCAGAAACCCCUCAUCACGACAAGGAACUCCGUUCAAUCUUCUUUUCAGCCGAAUGAUUCUUCAGCCGCCGUCACAAAUCCGGAAGAGACUAUUCCGCAGCUGAUCCCGUCCGAAUUACUGCAGACAUCAGUGGUGAGCGAUACAAAUAGGCACAAACAAUUUGAACAAACACCGUUGCCGAGGAAGGAAAAGAAUGGGAAAUGUGUAAAGUGUUGUGCAACCAUGUAG
Molecule: messenger RNA, 1572 nt
Organism: Trypanosoma cruzi
Lineage: Eukaryota; Euglenozoa; Kinetoplastea; Trypanosomatida; Trypanosomatidae
Exons: 1
Coding region: 1-1572 (523 amino acids)
Source: RefSeq, a predicted model, not a curated record